AGUCCUGGCAGUCCUGGAACUUAUAUCCUCCUGCCUCUGCCUCCCGAUUGUUGGAAUUAAAGAGGUAAGCCACCAGCCAUACAGCAUUCUCGUAACAGCUGCCCCCCGCAUUAACCGUUCACCUGCACUGUGCGGACUACAGCGGCGCGGCGCUCCUCCGCUCCCCGCCCGAGGCCCCCGGUGUCUCCGCCGCGCAGGCAGCGCCGUAGCCAGCCCCGAGCCGCGAGGACCCACAGCCAAGAUGGCGGCACUCGCGAUGCGGAGUGGCCGCCUCCUGCGGCUCUCUGUGGCCCUGGGUCCCAGCUCCCGCAGCUACCGUGCGCCCCCGCCCCCGCGCCGGCGCCCCGGGCCCCACUCGCCAGACCCGGAGAACCUGCUGACCCCGCGAUGGCAGUUAACGCCCCGCUAUGCUGCCAAGCAGUUCGGGCGGCACGGCGCCAUCUCCGGGGUGCCCCCCGCCUCCCUGUGGCCGACCCCAGAGCAGCUGCGCGAGUUGGAGGCCGAGGAGCGAGAAUGGUACCCGAGCUUAGCGACCAUGCAAGAGUCGCUGCGCUUGCAGCAGCAGGCCGCGGAGGCAAGGCGUCAAGCCAGGGAGCAGCGUAUUGCAGAGUGCAUGGCCAAGAUGCCACAAAUGAUUGAGAACUGGCGAAAGCAGAAGCAAGAACGUUGGGAGAAAAUUCAGGCUGACAAGGAGCGGAGGGCCCGGUUACAGGCUGAGGCCCAGGAACGCCUGGGCUACCACGUGGACCCAAGGAGUGCCCGAUUCCAGGAACUAUUACAGGACCUGGACAAGCAGCAACGCAAGCGCCUAAAGGAAGAAAGACAACGACAGAAGAAGGAGGCACGAAUUGCUGCUGUGGCCUCUGCCGAAGCCCAGGACUCAGCAGUGUCUGGUGAACCCAGCUCCUGAAAGUCCCCUUCCCAAUAAAGCCAGCUGCUGACAACC
Molecule: messenger RNA, 946 nt
Organism: Mus pahari (shrew mouse)
Lineage: Eukaryota; Metazoa; Chordata; Mammalia; Rodentia; Muridae
Gene: Gadd45gip1
Product: GADD45G interacting protein 1
Exons: 2
Coding region: 242-910 (222 amino acids)
Cellular component (GO): nucleus
Source: RefSeq, a predicted model, not a curated record